Messenger RNA from Lycium barbarum (goji berry), 1298 nucleotides. RefSeq names its product short-chain dehydrogenase TIC 32, chloroplastic-like. The record is from RefSeq and is a predicted model, not a curated record. Bases 47 to 1003 code for a protein of 318 amino acids. Lineage: Eukaryota; Viridiplantae; Streptophyta; Magnoliopsida; Solanales; Solanaceae. The transcript has 8 exons.
UCAUCAAUUUUUGUGAGUGAAUUCCAAGAAUUCAUAGAGCAAAAACAUGUGGAUAUUUGGAAGAAAAGGAGCCUCUGGUUUCUCAGCUUGUUCAACAGCUGAGGAAGUUACUCAAGGAAUUGAUGGAACAGGCCUCACUGCCAUUGUUACAGGAGCAUCAAGUGGCAUUGGCACAGAGACAACACAUGUCCUCGCCUUGCGUGGUGUGCAUGUGAUUAUGGCAGUUCGUGAUAUGGAAAAUGGCAAAAAAAUUAAAGAGAAUAUACUUAAAGCCAUUAUUCCUAAUGCUAAAAUUGAUUGUAUGGAAUUAGACCUCAGCUCAAUGGAGUCCAUAAGGAAAUUUGCCUCAGAGUAUGACUCUGCUGGUCAUCCUUUGAACCUUCUGAUUAACAAUGCAGGGGUUAUGAUUCCACCAUUUACACUUUCUCAAGACAAGAUAGAAUUGCAGUUUGCAGUUAAUCAUUUAGGUCAUUUUCUUUUGACAAAUCUUUUGUUGGAAAACAUGAAAAAUACAGCUAAGAAGAGCAAAAAAGAAGGAAGAAUAAUAAAUGUUGCAUCAGCAGCACAUGAUUUUGCAUCUGUUGAAGGAAUUUGUUUUGACAAAAUUAAUGACAAAGAGAGCUACAACAGACUGCAUGCUUAUGGACAAUCAAAGCUUGCUAAUAUACUUCAUGCAAAUGAACUUGCAAAGCGCUUAAAGGAAGAAGGGGUGGAUAUAACUGCUAAUUCUGUUCAUCCAGGGCCAAUAGCCACCAACAUUAUGCGUUAUCACAGUAUCCUUCAUGGAAUAGUUAACUGGAUUGGGAGAUAUGUGCUCAAGAAUAUUGCACAGGGAGCAGCAACUACAUGUUAUGUGGCUUUGCAUCCACAGGUGAAAGGGGUAAGUGGUGAGUAUUUUUCAGACAACAACAUAGCUACAACCACAACAACUUCUCUUGCUAAGGAUUCAGAGUUGGCAAAGAAACUGUGGGAAUUUAGCUUGAGUUUGACCAACCCCAAUUGAUUAUAUUAUAUGGUUGAUAGCCUCAUUCAUCAUUUCCUAAUCCUGUGUUAUCAUGUAUUUGUUAUUCUAUCUUUCUAUUUGAUUUGUUGGGCUAAAACAGCAGAAAGAUACUUUUAGUAUAGCAUGAUAUUAUCCAUUUUGGGCUACUCUUUUUGUCACAUAAUCUCUCUUCUGGACUUAUGAUCUAGUGGUAAGAGUGCAACACAUGAUGUUGAUGCCAUCAUGGUCAAGUGUGCGUCUGGGGUUCGAGCUCUGCCGCAGAUAAAAGCCUGGUAUUUAAGUAGAGAAGGUUAGA